Messenger RNA from Babesia sp. Xinjiang, 1608 nucleotides. RefSeq lists its product as uncharacterized. Lineage: Eukaryota; Apicomplexa; Aconoidasida; Piroplasmida; Babesiidae. The transcript is spliced from 4 exons. The coding region runs from base 1 to 1608 and encodes 535 amino acids. The record is from RefSeq and is a predicted model, not a curated record.
AUGGGAAAAUUUCGGUCGUCAAAACUUUCAGUAGACAAGAAGGCGCACUCCUCGGAUGGAAUAGCCAACCCCUUCGACGCCAUCAGGCGUUCAGAUGCCAAGAUAUCUGUACGUCGGAAAACUCCACGCCGUACCAAAGUAGUACGCAAGAGCGUUGGCGAAGCCUCCUUUUCGAAUACGUUACCCCGAAGAUCGCAGAAACUUGAGUUGUACGACCUCAACAAACCAUUGACACUGACACACAAAGAUGCUCCUAUAGAGGAACACUAUGAGGAUAGCGUUUCAGAUAAUUCGGAGGACGACUUCAGAUAUAAUGGUGACCUCGGAGGGUUGGCACAGGCGCUGGAAGAACACAAAAAUCGCCGCGCGCUUGAACGACAGGAAAAGACGGCACAACGUGACCUGUUGUCUAAGCUUGAUUCGGAGUUUGAGCACAUUGAUGUGCAACAGUUCAUUCGCCCUCGUCGAGGGUCACCGAACUUUUCAUCGGAGCAUGGUUCUCCAGUGACACCAAAUGUACCGGACAAGUACUCUGAGAACCUGCACAGGUUGAUGGUUGCCCCUCAUCAAUCUCGCGAUGGCGGAGACCUCCUGCGCCGGAUGUUCGCUGCAUCCGACAUAAAAACCAGAUGCGAGAUCGCCAAGCAGUUCGUGCGUCAUGGCCAUAUAUCAUCGGACACCGCAAAUAGGUGUAUUCUUGAGGUGGCACGGCCGUUAAGUGAACUGCUGGGCACGCCUAAUGGGCACCAGCAGUUUGGCUCAUAUAUCGAGCCCAUGACGGAAUUUGUUCAUUACCUCUGUCAGCGCAGCCCCAAGGAGUACCACGCCUAUUUCUCCAAUUUUCUUAAAGGAGUUUAUGUUUCGUUCGAGACGGAUGACGUGCUCUCCCUUGAGGCUGUGAUUGUGUUGUACCUUUUAAUUAAGGUGACCAAAGUGGGAACAGCUCUAUACAGAGGCAGCCUUAUAGUGUUAGAACACUUGAUGUGCGCCUGUGAUCCGAAGAAGGAUGACCACGCGCGAGUGCGUCUACUGAUAGCAACUGCCUAUGCGUCGACAUUAGACAGCGGUCUAUAUAUGCCAUUCUUCUUCAAGCUGGCCAUGCGACUGCUCAAUGCGUGGCGAGAAGAGAGACCCCAAAUCGUAGAUACAGUGUUGGACAUGGUAAUAGCAUCCCUAAAAUUGCUAUCCAGCAGGGGCUGCCAUGUCUAUCCCAUCUGUCUACACAUCAUAUCGCCCAACAUCGCCAAUCUCUCCUUUGAAUCCCCGAAGCUUGAUCGCUUGAAGGCACUGGUUGAAGAAUAUUCAAGCGUUGAAUUGCUACCGAAUGUGCUUGAUGUGUACAAAAGACCGAAAGUCGAGCUUCAGGUCCCGAAUUUUGAGUCCGUUUCCAGCCGUCGGUUCGCUAAAGAUUCUGCUGUGAAGCGCGAAAAGGCGCUAUACAGAUCCCUUAAGAGGGAGUUCAUUCAUACGGCAGCGGCUGAGGCGAACCUGCGUAGCCUCGAAUUGCGACAAAGGCGAGAACGAUCGCGGGAGCGAUACCGUAAGGUGCUGCGCGAUGCCAUGGUAGAGCAGGAAGAAUUGCGCAAGGAGUCCACGAAGCCUACUUGA